UGAAUAAAAGCACUUGCGCCAUGAUAGUUUUUUUAUAGCGCAAUCAAGGCUGCAGUCGUUGCGUGUGCAGGUUGUCUUUAAUAUUUGUAGUUGGUGUAGGCUACCGCUCGAUCAGGAGCAUGGCAAGAUCUCUGGUGUUGGCUUGUGUAUUUCUUGUCUGCCUCACAGUUUCGGUGUUGAUUUACGAGGCCCUACGCCUCGAUCUUCAUGUUCGCACUCCCUUGCCAAUUGGGUAUCGGGUUGUUUCCCCUAAUCGUCCCAAUCUGCCCGUCACCCAAGAUCAAACGUUGACGCUCACACUACGCAUGGCAGCUGUACCUAAAUUGAUCCAGCGCAUGUACUGUGACUUUUUACGAUCUGCCGUGCUGUUCUGGUCACCAAAGCUGGGUCACAUCAGCAUGAUACUAGACAAGGAAUCGGCAGCCGAUCACCGGUUGGCAGCUCGACUGAGUCAGCAAGAGCACGCGUUUGGCGUCAACUUUGAUUUCAUUUACGAGCCUCUCCCAAACGAUAUCUCGAUCUUGGAAAUUGAGAAAGAUCGAGGGUACGGCCGCCAACUAUGGAGCAGUUUCUUCAUGGAUUUGUACAUCAACGCACCAAUCAUCGCUUGGACUGACACGGACGGGAUGUUUACGACACCCGUCACCCCAGAAAAUAUCUUUAACGGUCAUCGAUUACGAGUUGUUACAUUUUCCUACUGGAGCCUCUCCCGCAUGCAUGGCUGGGACACAACAACCAAACUUGCAACGGGCAUGAAUCUGGCGGCAGAUUUCAUGUCUUAUUUCCCCGUCUAUAUCUGGAGAGAUACAAUAAGGAAUUGUAGGAAGCACAUUCUUGAUCACAUGAACGUGUCUAAUUUUGCAGACGCCUUCAAAAAAAUGAAGGUGAAAAACGCUAGGGUCAGCCCCGUCAACAUUAUUUUGAACUACGCUUACUACUUUGAACACGAUCGUUAUGAUUGGCAUCUGGACGUCAACAACAACCUGGAAGCCUACAACUCCAAACAUGUUCAACCCGGUUUCGAAAUCAAACCCAAUGAGACAGUUCCAGAUGUUCGAGUCACGGUGCAUGCAGGAGUGCACUUCUUAAUAAAGGGACCACAUCCAAUGCUGCAGGGAUAUUGUAUCGCCAAGCGGUAUGUUGGUACGCCGUCUGCUGCCUGCAAGCGGUUUGAAAAUGUGACAAACUUUCAGCUGUUCGAAUUUGUAGUGGCGAAACAUCAUACUCUCAACCACCUCGCCACUUGGUGCUCGCCUGAGGGUGAUGGGCGCAAAGACUGCAGCCGACGGAUUGAGGCGCAUUACAAGAAUGUUGGCAGGUAUUACAACUUGGGAUGGUUUGAUCUAGAUAUGCGUCGAGUAUCUGCUGUUGAGAAAGCAGCCGCGCUCGGGAAUGUAACUUGUCCCAAAAUAUUUAGCUUUAAUUGAUUAAUUCAGGAGCGACGUGGUUAAUGGCGUGUAGACCGGUUCUCCCACCGAAGAGUUUGACUAUUUACGAAAAUCUUCAGAUCUGGUUUAAACCUAACCGAAAAAUAGUUGUCCUUUAUAUAUGGCUCCUCUAUUGUUGCUCUCUGUGAGUGGUUCCCCCUCUUUUAGAGUAGAUUUAUAAGA
Molecule: messenger RNA, 1610 nt
Organism: Acanthaster planci (crown-of-thorns starfish)
Lineage: Eukaryota; Metazoa; Echinodermata; Asteroidea; Valvatida; Acanthasteridae
Source: RefSeq, a predicted model, not a curated record